GGGGAACCCCCAAGUGAAGCGCCGCCAGCCUGUCAGCCUGUCAACCUGUCCUGUCAACAACAUCGUACGCCUCGAGCUGCCUCCUUUUCUUUUGGCCACAACACCAUCAUCGCUUGCACGCCCUUUCUUUUACGGCACCACCUGGGCAGGUUGGAAUCACGAUACCUGAGAAGGGGAGUGUCUAUUGCAUCGCUGGAAGAAGCUAGCGACCGGGGAAGACGGGAAAACGCAACCUGGAACGUACGGGAAUCGGGAGAUGUACGAGUCGUCACGUGGAACGGAUUGUUUAUCUUAGACAUUUUCUCCCUUUCGAGGCUGGCACCAUUGGAUUGUUCGGACUGAUACACCAUCCCUUACUUCAUUCAAGCCAGUCUCUUGGGUCUUCGGUGUCUUGGGCGAUCAAGCUUAUCGCGGGUGGCGGCCACGAGAAUGGAGGAACGGAAAGAGGGUCAAGACGAGACAUUACUGCCGACACAUGAACAUGAACUGACCCGUCUCAACCCCGAUGGAAGUGGUUAUGGCAGUGAGGAUGAGAGUGACGGCGGGUACAGUGACUAUGGGGAUAAACCGGAGCUGAGGAAGAGUAUCAAAGGCUCGCUAUGGAUUGUCUUGGCGACUACGGCGACUUUGACGGGGAGGGGAUUGUUGAGAGGUGAUUUUCGUGAGUUGGUUCGCUUUCAUAUUGGGACUGAUCACUGAAAUGGAUGAAGUGAUGUUUGCUGACUUGAUCAAUAGCAUACCGUAAGUGGUUUGAGGUGAAAUGCCUGGUGAAGUCUUAUUGAUAAUGAAUUUAGCAUUGUAUCUCCUUUUUUCGUUACAGAUAGCUACCUAUGCCUUGGUGGCUAUCACAGUUCUUGUUGUCCAAGUACACAAACUUCGGCAGCCCAAGGCGAAAAUCGAUGAGGAUGGAUACACCAUGCGUGAACGGGUCAUCGUUGGAGUGAGAUUGCUGGUUUCGGCCUGCUUUUCUGCAGUUGCCAUUAUAUGUGCAGCCGAAGCCCUGAUGUUGUAUAACAAUCUGACUGUUCUCGCAAUGUUACCGGUCAGUGUUAAACUCGGCGGAAAGAAGACUAGACUAAUAAGAAAUAGAUCUUGACAUAUGUUAGCGACAGUAUGGUUUUCCGCCUUUUGCAUCUCUUGAGAAUUACUCGACAAGAUGGAGUCACCAUGCCUCUUUGGACGCUCUGGAUAGUGAUUCUCAUCCCGCUUUGCUUAACAUUGGUGGUUUUUGAGGAUUAUCGUCUUAAUACUGCCGGAUUAUGGUUUGCCCUGGCCUCAUUCUUCCUUUUCAGCCUGGCCAAAGCUGUGAUGAGAAUCGGUCCAAAGAUCGAGAAGAGUGCCCGGACUUGGGACUCUCCCCUCAAAUUAUACCUCGUCGCUGGAAUUCCUUUCUUGUUGGUUACAUGGAAAGCAGUUAUCACACAUGAAAAUAUGGUGGCAGCUUCACAUGUUAUGGGAUCUUGGUCUAACAUACGAUACCUAUGGAAUGUCGUCCCUAGUAUCCUUCUUCAACUCCUUUUCACUACCUCCAUGAAUUCAGCAUAUCCAUACUCGUCCAACGACCAAGCCUGCGGAGCAUUGGAAGAUCCACACCCAGACGCAUCAACAGCAGUUCGAGCCACCCUACACACGAGCUUCUUCACCUCGCUUUUUGGUGCAAUUUUUGGAAAGGAACGUAACCUCAUGGAUUGGCUACAAGUCAUAUCUUUUAUCAUCAUCUAUAUCGCUAGCGUUGGCCCAAGACAUAUCGCAUUUUACCCACCUCGAUUUGUGAACAUGCUCACUCGAAUCGCCCGCCGAAAGCAAACACCAAUCCAGGCUCAACCGUGGCAAUUGCCUCUUGUUCUCAUUGGUACUACUUUGGUAUUUGCAAUACUCAUGAGUUGUAACGCCAUAUUUCUUAUCGACACGUUCGCAUACAACCGUGACGCCCAAACCUGGUUCGUCGACCCAACCGUCAACCUUGAUAAAAUAUGGCGACCUCCUGCCGUUCGCAGUAUGGAUAUUAUCAUCGCGCAUAGCGCCGGUGACCCUCAAGAACAAAUUGCCGAGCUCAUAACACGAUACACAAGUCUCGGUUCCGUAGCAAAUUUCGGACCCAGUGUUAUAAUCUACAGCAAAGACCCAACUCUCGACCUUGCAAACGUAGGUCAUUUACGAGGGCCGACCUUCGAAGGACCCAUCUCUGUUGCAACUCUGUCCAAUUCUGGCGGACCAACAGCAUCCUAUCUCUACCAUAUCAUAACCAACUGGGACAAACUAUCUCAACAGACCCUCUUCAUAACCACCACGCCCUCCACUCCCCCCAUUAACCCAGACCACCUUCACCAAAGACUAAGCGACUACUUCAUCUACGGCAGCUUCCCCAUGCCCGACGCCUCAGACAAAACCUCCUUCCUCAACCUCGGACCCAUGGAAGUCUGCAACUGCGGUUCUUGCAAAGACUCCACCGGCUGGGAAGACUCCUUCAAGCUCCUACCCUCCAUGUACGGGGGGGCGAACCCCGGCCUUGACCGCUGCGGAAGCGUCCUCCUCACACGCGGAAACCACUUCGUCGCCUCCGCCGCCCGCCUCCGCGGCAUCAAGAAGGAUAUCUAUGAAAUGCUCCGCGACGCGCUCGAGAAAGCCGACGUCAAAAACUCAUGGGCCCACGAAGCUGAUAGACUCCCCAAACCCCUGCCGUUCGAGCCCCUCAUCGGACGGUGGUUCCCUGGGACCAGGGAGGAGGUGCCAUCCGGUGGUGUCCUGAGGAACGAGACGAAAGGGGAGGUUAAGGUUGUGGAGAUACCCCCCGGGGUGUAUGGGAAGAGCGAUACGCUUGAGCGGCCGUGGUUGGGGAUGACGGUUGAGCGGCUUUGGGGCGUGUUGUUGCAGUGUAGUAGUGAGGCUAUUGCGUGGCGGUGUCCUGGUCUGGGGACGGGCUGGAGGCUUGGGGGGCAGAAGGGGGAUUGUGGGUGUAUUGAUUAGGAGGGAUGUACGUACAUCUUGAUGGACGUUUCGUUAUUCUAUUUUACUGUAUUUUAUUUUUUGGUUUGAGUUUUGUUUUAUAUCUUUGAGGGCUCUCUCUGCCUCCCUGCCUCCUUGCCUUUUUUCUUCUUCUUUUCUUCUCUUUGCCCCUCUUCUUCUCUUCUUUUUUUCCCUUUUCCCUUGAACUUUUUCCUCUUGUAUUUUGGGAUACGUACGUACUUACUACAUUGUAUUGUAUGUACUUGGGUUAUCUUUGGUUCUGUUCAGUUCAGUUUUGUCCAGUUCAGUUUGGUUUUCCUAUGUCUGUCUGUGUAUUCAGCGUACAAGCACACAACACGAUAAAAGGACGGGUACAAGUAGAUGGAAGGAAAGAAGAAUAGGAAAAUUUCCUCCAGAUUGAAAUGGGAUAGGAAAGGAAAGGAAAAUAUAUGGGGUGUAUUGUACUACGUAGGUAUAGUUUAUAUCAGGAUUGUAAUUUUAUCUUAUCUUAUCUUAGGUAUCUUAUUUGUUGUUUGUUAUUUGUUAGUUGAGUGUAGACUUUCUUUCAAUGAAAAUGAAC
Hymenoscyphus albidus is the source of this 3526-nucleotide messenger RNA. NCBI's taxonomy places the organism in Eukaryota, Fungi, Ascomycota, Leotiomycetes, Helotiales, Helotiaceae. The record is from the annotation of a GenBank genome assembly.